Molecule: messenger RNA, 1361 nt
Organism: Drosophila grimshawi
Lineage: Eukaryota; Metazoa; Arthropoda; Insecta; Diptera; Drosophilidae
Product: short-chain specific acyl-CoA dehydrogenase, mitochondrial
Exons: 3
Coding region: 63-1298 (411 amino acids)
Biological process (GO): butyrate catabolic process; fatty acid beta-oxidation using acyl-CoA dehydrogenase
Cellular component (GO): mitochondrion
Molecular function (GO): flavin adenine dinucleotide binding
Source: RefSeq, a predicted model, not a curated record
GUGCUCGACGAACCCUUUCGCCAAGCGGUCGACGAUAAGGGCUAUUUCCGCACUCAACAGCAAUGCAUAAGCUAUGCAGAAGCGCAUGGGCGCUGGGUCAACGAACGGCCACGAACAGUGGCAGGGGUAGAGACAGAGGCAUCGCUUGCGUCGCCGCACUCUCGGAAACGCAUCAGAUACUGCAGAAGACAUGUCGGGAUUUCGCGAAUGCGGAACUGGUUCCGCACGCGCGCCAAAUCGAUCGCAAUGAAGUGAUUCCGGCGCAGCUAGUGCGUCAGUUGGGCGAAAUGGGUCUCAUGUCUGUGGUCGUGUCGGAGGAGUACGGUGGGGCUGGACUGGACUAUCAGGCGUAUGCAAUCGGCAUGGAGGAGGUGGCACGCGGCGAUGCUGCCGUCUCCGUUCUGAUGGGCGUCAACAAUAUGUAUGUGGGUGUAGUGCAGCAGCGCGGCACCGACCAGCAGAAGCAACAGUUUCUCGUGCCCUACACCCAAGGACAGCACAUUGCCUUCUAUGCCCUCUCGGAGCCAGGUAGCGGCUCAGAUGCCAGUGCGGCGAGCACCACAGCCAAGCUGAAUGGCAGCGGCGAUUAUCUACUGAAUGGGACCAAGGCAUGGAUUUCCAAUUCGAAGGAGGCGAGUGGCGGGCUCGUCUUUGCCACCAUAGACAAGUCGCUGAAACAUAAGGGAAUCACCGCUUUGCUGACUGCCAAAGAUGUGCCCGGUCUUACAAUAGCCAAGCGGGAGAACAAACUGGGUAUGCGAGCCAGUUCCACAUGCCAGCUGGUGCUCAACGAUGUCGCCAUACCACAGUCCCAGGUGCUGGGUGGUGCCGGGCAUGGCUUUAGGAUUGCCAUGGAGUCGCUGGAUUGCGGUCGCAUUGGCAUUGCCGCGCAGGCCACGGGCAUUGCACAGGCGGCACUCGAACUGGCCGUUGACUACGCGGAUAAGCGUGUCGCCUUCGGGCAGCGCUUGUCGCGCCUCCAACUAAUCCAGCAGAAGCUGGCGGAUAUGGCGCUGAGAGUGGAGACGGCCAGAUUGCUCACGUGGCGGGCCGCCUGGUUGAAGGACAACGGCCUGUCCAUUACCAAGGAGGCGGCCAUGGCCAAACUGCAUGCCUCUGAGACGGCCACCUUCUGUGCGCAUCAGUGCAUCCAGAUUCUGGGCGGUAUGGGUUAUACAACAGACUUGCCAGCUGAGCUGUACUAUCGUAAUGCUCGGGUCACCGAAAUCUAUGAGGGCACGUCUGAAAUACAGCGCAUUGUGAUUGCUAACUGCAUAAUGAAAGGCAUUUCAAAUUAAACAAAUAGAUAAACAGAAUUCUAAAUAAAUAAAAGUAACAUCGUCAUUUAGUCAGUUCACCAA